CUACACCUCAGAAGCUCAGUUCCGGUUUACAACAAACACCCGGCACAAUCACUCGAGCGAAACCAUAGGUUUUAGUUUUAAUCAGGUUAUUUCGCUUGUUCGGCGAAGAAAAUUUGCUUUCAUCAUGCUCCUGCUUACCGCUCUAGCCGUUCUUCUUAUUGUGCCAGGUCUCCUGGGCGCUGACAAAACAAAGGGACCCAAAGUCACCGAUAAAGUUUACUUUGAUAUAUCAAUUGGAGGAGAAGAUGCAGGCAGAAUAGUUAUCGGCCUGUUUGGUAAAACUGUCCCCAAAACUGUGAAAAACUUCAAAACUCUUGCAGAGGGAACUGAGGAGAGGGAUGGAAAGAAACUUACUUAUAAAGGCAGCAAGUUUCACCGAGUUAUCAGGGAUUUUAUGAUCCAGGGUGGUGACUUUACUCGAGGAGAUGGUACAGGAGGUAGAAGUAUUUAUGGAGAGAAAUUCGCUGACGAGAACUUCAAGCUAAAGCACUAUGGAGCAGGAUGGCUCUCCAUGGCUAACGCCGGCAAGGACACAAACGGAUCUCAGUUCUUCAUCACAGUCAAGAAAACGGAGUGGCUGGAUGGCAGACAUGUUGUGUUUGGAAAAAUCCUAGAAGGAAUGGAUGUGGUAAGGAAGAUUGAGAAUAACCCCACAGCUGCCGGGGACAAGCCAGUUAAGGAGGUGGAGAUUAAAGACUGUGGAUCUCUGCCUGUUGAUUCUCCUUUUGCUGUAGAAAAAGAAGAUGCUAAAUAAAUUUUAUAUAUUUUUUA
Molecule: messenger RNA, 771 nt
Organism: Magallana angulata
Lineage: Eukaryota; Metazoa; Mollusca; Bivalvia; Ostreida; Ostreidae
Product: peptidyl-prolyl cis-trans isomerase B-like
Exons: 5
Coding region: 125-754 (209 amino acids)
Biological process (GO): protein folding; protein peptidyl-prolyl isomerization
Cellular component (GO): intracellular membrane-bounded organelle
Molecular function (GO): peptidyl-prolyl cis-trans isomerase activity
Source: RefSeq, a predicted model, not a curated record